AUGCCGACCAGUGCAACCAGCUCGGCAGCCCCAUAAUCUUCAUUGCCUCCUUCAGCUGCUUCUCCUUCUCGACCGUGAUGUACUUGACGGUGUUAAUGGCGGUGUAGAAGAAUGCGAUGACUACGAUGAGUGGGAGCAGAUUCUCGAACCCGGUCAGCAGUGGAUCACUGUAGUAAGGCGGAUAGGGGAAACGCUGUCGGGAGAUAGCAGGUAUAUGUCCGGUAGUGCGAAGUAAGGGUCACGCUCUAAAAUGAUCGCCCGCGAGACAGCGCUCUGUACCGCGAUGAAUGAUUCAUUGUAGUAGUUCGCCGGGUAUCCGGCAUCGUCUCGCUCCCGCUCACGAGCACCUGCGAUCUGGAACGCGGGAAACAUCAGUUCCGUUGCCCAGUUCGCCCAGAACGCGGUGAAGUCAUCCUGCAGGGUUCGCAUCUCGCCCGGGAAGCGCAGUGAAACAGUUACAUUAUCCGGCAGUGUAUCGAUGGUCCGGAAGCUUUCUGGAAACUCUACACCUGCUAGAGAAUAGUUUAGCCGGAAGAAGUCCUCCAUACGCUGACCGUUAUCGAAGCCGGCUAUAUCGAUCGGUUCCAGGAUCUGAUCGACGGCCCUUCUCAUGAUCCUCUCGGUCAGCGGUGUUUGGGGGCUGUACGCUAGCAUGAACGUUAUCGGCGGCGUUAUAUUGGGAUUCAAUUCUGGCCUACGAACGCGAAACGGGCGGUUUCCACGUGGUCGGUUCAUCGUACACAUCCGCAUCGACGAGACCACGGACCACUAUCAGCACAACGCAGGCAAUGGCAGGGAUCAGAAUUUCAAACAGCGUCUGCACAUAGUGACGCUUCUGGAUGAUCCAGUUCUUCCAAAGCAGCAGGAUAAACUUAUCCCAGCUCGAGGUGGCCAUUGUCACCUUUUAUCUGCAAGCACACAACAGAGCGAGAUGGAACUUCAGCGCAAAUGCGUAAUGCUGACAGGGCGCUUUCCCGGUUCCCGUCCUCAACAAGUCAUUGUACGGACUAAACAUGGGCUGCAAUUUAUCCGCUUUAUCGCAGCAGCUUAUCAGCGCCCGUGCGGUAUCCUCGCUCGAUAUUCUUCAUCAUCAGCAAUGAGUUCAGCGAACGAUUCAACUACUAUGGCAUGCGAACGGUUCUGGCACUCUACCUUACGCAAAAGCUCGCCUACAGCAAGGACACUGCCACCGUGAUCUACCACAUCUUUACCAGCCUGGCGUACUUUUUCCCCCUGAUGGGAGCCAUCCUGGCGGACAGUUGGUUGGGAAAGUUCAAGACCAUCUUCUAUCUCUCGAUCGUAUACUGUGCCGGUAGUACGCUGAUUGCUCUCGGUGCGAUUCCACCGUUGAAUCUGCCUGCCACAUCGAUGACCAUGUUGGGGCUGCUGUUUAUAGCGGUCGGUUCCGGCGGUAUCAAACCGUGCGUGUCUGCGUUCGGAGGCGAUCAGUUUAAGCUGCCGGAACAGGCGGCUCAGCUGGCCAAAUUCUUUUCGCUGUUCUAUUUUGCCAUCAAUGCGGGUUCCCUCAUUUCCACCACGCUGACACCGAUCCUGCGCGAAGAUGUGCACUGCUUCGGGGAAAACAACUGCUUCCCGCUCGCAUUCGGCGUCCCCGCCGUACUGAUGAUCCUGUCGAUCGUGAUCUUCGUGUGUGGCCGGACGUUGUACACGAUCAAGAAACCUGCCGGCAAUAUGAUCGUGCUGGUGUUCAAGUGUAUCGGCAAUGCGCUGUCGGUACGGUCGAAGGAACGCGUGACCAACCCGCGGGAACACUGGCUCGAGUAUGCCGAGUCCAAGUACGGCAAAGGGAUUGUGGCGGACAUCAAGGCGUUGCUGAAAAUUCUCAUCCUCUACGUACCGCUGCCCGUGUUUUGGGCACUGUUCGACCAGCAGGGAUCUCGCUGGACGUUCCAGGCGACGCGGAUGGACGGUGAAGUUGCCGGAUACACGAUCAAACCGGACCAGAUGCAGGUGAUCAAUCCGCUCCUGAUUCUGGCCUUCAUACCCGUGUUUGAAAGUGUCGUCUAUCCGAUGCUGGCCAAGAUCGGCAUUCGGCGUCCGUUGCAGAAGCUUUCGUUCGGUGGACUGCUUGCCGGCGCUGCCUUCGUACUGUCCGGCUUCGUGGAGAUUGCGCUCGAUCGGACGAACGCGGUCCUGCCGGCCGGGCACGAGUCGCAGCUGCGCAUCUUCAACGGGCUACCGUGCGACUACCGCUUCCACACCGACAUACCCAACCUGAGCGGCUUCAGCGUACCAUCGCGGGGAGCAUUCGAGGCGCUGCACAUCGACGUACCGGACGGCAACACCACGUUCCAGUUCCGGGCGGAGACGAGUGAAAUCGGGUGCGUGCGGGAAAACAUGACCGAGUUCAGCGGUACCUUCUAUCUAAAUCCGGGCAACGCGGUCAGCUACUUCAUCAGCCGGAAGGGUGGCAAGAGCAGUCUGGUCGAGUACGCCGACACGGCGGAGAAGGACCGUAACGGGCUGCCCCGGAUGCGGCUGCUGGCGAACGUGCAAACCACCAAGCACAUCUCGCUGCGGCACGGCGGCAACACCGCCAUCGUGUACAACAUUUCGCUCAACCGGUACGACCAGAUGGCCGUCACGGAGGGCGAGUACGGUGUGUACGUGGGCGAGCGGCAGAUUGCCACCGUCAAGCUGAGCCCGGGCGGAGUGUACACGCUAAUCUUGGAUGAGUUUCUGGAGAACGAAUUCAACCUUCAAACACACAUCAUCACUCCGUCCAACUCGGUGCACAUGCUGUGGCUGGUACCGCAGUACGUCGUCAUUACCGCCGGCGAGGUAAUGUUUUCCAUCACCGGGCUCGAGUUUUCCUACUCGCAAGCACCCGAAAGCAUGAAAUCGGUCAUCCAGGCGUUCUGGUUGCUUACGGUCGCGAUCGGCAACAUGCUGGUGGUGUUUAUCGCCGAAGCCAAAUUUGUACAGUCCCAAUCGCUCGAGUUUUUCCUCUUUGCCGCGCUUAUGUUUCUCGACAUGGGGCUGUUCAUGCUGCUGGCCAUAAGGUAUCGUUACGCGGACACCGGUGCGUCGCUCGAUUCGAUCGAGGCGGAAACGAACGGCAAGAAGCGGAACGAUGCGCUAGCGAUUAGCGAUACGCUGUCGGAGCGAAGCGCCAAAAGCACAACCUACGCCAACGAAGCGUUCCGGGAAGACUGAAGGCAGCCGGAAGGAAUUGUCCGGACUGUGGUUCCUCACAAAUGGUUUAUGCAAGCGUUUCCAGUGUGUCUACGUUAGCGUAGAACGUACCGACACGUGGAAUGGAGGCGCGAUGUAGUCGAACUGAAGGGAGUAUUCAUUGUUUCGUCGUUUAAAGACGUCCUAAUUUAAGUUAAUAUUUUUUUCUUGUCUGUAAUAAAUCGAUAUUGUUUAAACGUA
This is a messenger RNA of Anopheles moucheti, 3396 nucleotides long. RefSeq names its product peptide transporter family 1-like. Gene Ontology annotation, biological process: transmembrane transport; oligopeptide transport. The transcript is spliced from 7 exons. Gene Ontology annotation, cellular component: membrane. NCBI's taxonomy places the organism in Eukaryota, Metazoa, Arthropoda, Insecta, Diptera, Culicidae. Gene Ontology annotation, molecular function: dipeptide transmembrane transporter activity. The record is from RefSeq and is a predicted model, not a curated record. Bases 1129 to 3177 code for a protein of 682 amino acids.